Achroia grisella is the source of this 1238-nucleotide messenger RNA. RefSeq names its product acyl-coenzyme A diphosphatase NUDT19-like. NCBI's taxonomy places the organism in Eukaryota, Metazoa, Arthropoda, Insecta, Lepidoptera, Pyralidae. The record is from RefSeq and is a predicted model, not a curated record. The transcript is spliced from 5 exons. Gene Ontology annotation, cellular component: mitochondrion. Gene Ontology annotation, molecular function: hydrolase activity, acting on acid anhydrides, in phosphorus-containing anhydrides. Bases 72 to 1142 code for a protein of 356 amino acids.
GACCUUUUUAUCACUGUUCGAUCUUGAAAUUUUACGUGUAUGUGAUUCUCGUGAUCAACGGCAUAAAUAUCAUGAAAACUGUCGUGCAGCGCGGCUGGCGCAACGCCUCGUCGCUAAUAGUGCUGAACAAGCGAUACGGUGACUUGACACGAGCCCCUGUUAACUACGACAUAUUAUUGCAGACUCGACCGAGCACGGGAGCUUUCCCCAACGGUGUGGUGUUCCCGGGCGGUGUGACCGAGCCUGCCGAUGAUAGCGAACAGUGGUUGAAACUAUUCAAGUCAUUUGGAUAUUCAGACGAAGAUUUCGCGACUUUCUACAGCACAGGCACUCCAACUACUUUAUUUCAACCCAAUCCUAUAUUAAGGCACAUAGCAUUGAGAAUAACUGCAAUCAGGGAGACCUUUGAAGAAGUUGGACUGUUGUUAUGCAGCAGGGAUUUUAAGAGUAACAGGAACAGCUUUUAUGCUAGUGUAUUGGAUGUAGACACUAAAUUUUGGCAGAAAGAGAUAAGUAAAAAUCCUGAGCAACUUCUGAAUCUGUGCAAGGAGUACAAUUGUUAUCCUGACAUUUGGUCUCUUUUCUACUGGAGCCAAUGGAUGACUCCAUGCAAUUUCCGUAGACGAUUCGACACUGCAUUCUUUGUUACAACAUUACAACACAGGCCAGAAAAGCUCAAGUGUAGCUCAGAAGUUACAAAAGUCCAGUGGGACAACCCUACAGACAUCUUUAAAAAAAAUAUCCAAUUGGAAUUAGAGUUACAUCCACCACAAGCCUAUGAGAUAUUGCGACUUGCACAUAUACCAGAUAUUGAUGAUUUGACCAAAUUUGGAGCAAAAAGAAAUAAACACAACAUUGAUGUAAUAUAUCCUAUUGAUAUCAUAGCAAAGGAUGGCACAAUACUUGUUUAUCCAGGAGAUGACCUCUACCCAUCAAGUUUAGAUUAUUAUAACGACGCUAUAAACUGUGAGGAUAAGACAGUGUUACAACUAAGGGAGGAAACAUCAGUAAUCCAUAGAUUGGAAAAACUACAUGCAGAAAAAAAAUCCAUGCUAAUCUUUAAAAAUUAUAAACAAAAUAACCAUAUAAAUAUGGGCGAUAAACUUCUCGAAUUUUAUUAUAAUGAAACAAACAAAGUGUAACCGGUAGUUCCAAUAUAUGCCUUACAGUUUGGCCUUAUUAGAAGUACAAAUAAUACUCCUAGCUGAUAUAUUAGUUCAUCAUAUAGAAAUCCAUAG